Messenger RNA from Mesocricetus auratus (golden hamster), 1621 nucleotides. Its product is annotated as signal peptidase complex subunit 3. The record is from RefSeq and is a predicted model, not a curated record. Gene Ontology annotation, cellular component: membrane; signal peptidase complex. The transcript has a single exon. Bases 196 to 738 code for a protein of 180 amino acids. Gene Ontology annotation, biological process: protein targeting to ER. NCBI's taxonomy places the organism in Eukaryota, Metazoa, Chordata, Mammalia, Rodentia, Cricetidae.
AAAGGCAUCGUGGGCGGUGCGCGCUCCAGGGACGCGUGCGCGCGCGCCCAGCAUUCCGCGCGAGCCAGAAGGCAGAGGGAACGCGAGCAGACUGCACGCCUGGCCCAGCGAGCGAGCCCCAGCCGGUGAGCGGGCGAGCGAGAGGGCGAGCGCCCGUGGAGCCCGCGUGGAGGGAGCCGCCGAUUGAGCCCCAAGAUGAACACCCUGCUGUCGCGGGCCAACUCGCUGUUCGCCUUCACGCUGAGCGUCAUGGCGGCGCUCACCUUGGGCUGCAUCCUCACCACCGCCUUCAAAGACAGGAGCGCGCCAGUGCGCCUGCACGUCUCCAGGAUCCUGCUCAAAAAAGUGGAAGACUUCACUGGACCCCGGAAAAAAAGCGACCUGGGCUUCAUCACGUUCCACAUCUCGGCCGAUCUGGAGAAGACUUUCGACUGGAACGUCAAGCAGCUCUUCCUCUACCUCUCUGCAGAAUACUCCACCAAAAGCAACGCCGUGAACCAGGUGGUCCUCUGGGACAAGAUCCUUCUGCGAGGCGAGAACCCCAAGCUGGAUCUGAAAGAUGUCAAAAGCAAGUAUUUUUUCUUUGACGACGGACACGGUCUCAAGGGAAACAGGAAUGUCACUUUGACUCUGUCCUGGCAAGUUAUACCGAUUGCUGGCAUUCUGCCUCUUGUGACUGGAUCCGGACGCGUGUCUGUCCCGUUUCCAGAUUCUUAUGAAAUAGCCACGGCUUUCUGAAGAACUCUCUCUGCGUCUGAAUAGGGACAUCUGUGUGCUUAAGGAAUCAUAUUUCUUUCAUGUUUUCCCUCACACCUUGAUGACUUCUUUUGUGUUUUGUUUCUUUAUUUUAAGACGUGCGGUUUUUGUGUCUGGGACUGGCUGAAUUCCACAUCCUCUUGCUACCAUUUACCUAACACAGAGACUGUUUUCGUGGAUCUUCUUAGUGUGACAGUUGUUAGGUUUCCUUUCUUGUAAGGAUUAACAUCAAAUUGUAUAGUUGGAGGGAGGGACUGACAGAGUACUCCAGUUAAAAGAAUUUUGCCAGAGUAGAAUAUGACCAGACAAUUGCACAAAGAGGAUUGAAAAGAAUAUGCAGAUUUAUCGCAUUUACUAUGUUAUUCUGUGUGUAAUAUAAAAUGUGUUUGGAGAGAAUUUGAUGAUUCGGUGUAUGGUUGCUGUCAUAAUAACUCCUUUUAUUCCUGACAUUCCUUGUAGGCUCACAUUGAAUGCCGUUUACUUAUAUCUUUAGGAUGUGUUUGAUUACCAGGAAAAUUACGAUUUGCUUCUUAGAAUUCUGACAUAGAAAAAUAGUUAAAUACGAAUGAGAACAAGAUUUUACUCCCAUUUCAGAAAUCUUAAUGCUUGUCUUUCUUGCCAGCAAAUAAGUCCAUUUGAAUAGUGAAUACCUCUUUAGGCUACAAACAAUAACUCACUUCAUAUCUUUAAAUAAAUGGAGUGUGUAGCUUACAGUGUUUUCUCUACAAAGAUUGCUGUGCAUUGUAUCUUUGCAAAUGUUUUACCUCUGUAACUGAAAUUUGAAAUUUUUUGCAUGCUUAACAAAUGUGAUGAGUAUGUUCUAGUAUGUUUAAUGCCUUUAAAUAAAUUCUAACUGCUUAAAACA